AUGAUGGAAGAAGAAGAUUCGUAUGGAUUUGAACAAACUCUGGUAGGAUGAAUUUAAGUUUCAAAAUGUUUGUGCUCAUUUUGCGGACAACUAAACAUAAACAAAUUUUCAUGAGCGGUGUUCUCGUGCGAAACUUGGUUGUCGAUUUACUUUGUGUAUUUAAAAUCUAUUGAUUCCAAUUUUUCCCACAUGAGAGAGAAAAGAAUCGACCACUAACUUCCUAUAAUACGGUCGUUAAAGCACAGGUUUGGAACGAAAUUAGCGCCUGAUAAAUCACUCCACUCGUGUGUUCGUUCAGCUGUUCUAUAGUAAUUCAGCUUUUCUUGUUGUCAUCACGGUAUUCCCAAACACUUAAAGUUAUGUUUAACGAAAUUAAUUAGUGCGUACAAAAUCUUUGUAAAGCUUAUUCAUGCUUUAAGAUUUUGCAAAUUUCGUUUUCGUAUGUUUACCGGUAGCAAAACAACGUGUAUUACGUCCGGUGUUUAUGUACCGGAUAUUUGUGAUGAGUAUAACAUGAGCUGUUUAUUUGAUGUGACGAUUCCUUUUGCGGUCUGUGAAACACUGAUCAAAGGAUACGUGAGCCUAGAUAAAACUUUUGGGGACUCUUUUCUCCCCUUGGGGAUUAGUAAAGCAAGGGAACAGGGCUUAGAGCACUGGCUGUCACACAUGUUGCAAAUUUGAUCGGGGAGGUUUUUCUCGAUCCGGAUGUUCCGGAUUGCUCCUCUCUUAGAAACCAUCACUUAACCAUCCAAAUUCCAAUUGAUCUGGAAUGUACAAAAACAUAUAAGCAAGCCAACGUUUGUUGAUUAACAAAUGACGCAGUUGUUGGUAUCCAACAAGUUGCAAUAGCUGUGGCCAUGUGACUGAGAGACGAGAUCCUGGUGUCCAUUCUGUUCUUAUGUUCUCGCUGAAGCUUGUCGCAUUCGUAAGUGGCUAAUCCAUUACUCUGUUUGUACAGCAUACGGAGAUGUGUGUCAGAUCGCCUGAGCUCCAGAGAUUUCCAUUUAAGAGAAGAUAACAUAUCAGUAACACUGUCUAAUCUGUCCUAGGGCCCGAGUACCCAGCGAGCUGCUCGGUUUUGAAUCAUUUUGACCUGCUGUAUGUUCGUAGCUACGUAAGGGUCCCAGACAGUGGCACUGUAUUCAACAAUCAGUCUCACAAGGGCUUUUGCAAGCUUGUUCUUUGGAUUUGGCCGAACAAGUGCGGAGAUUGUGGUGUAGAAAGUUCAAAGUCUUGUUUGCUUUGGUGGUAAUUUAAUUUACAUGAUCUUUCCAGUGUAAAGCAUGUGAGAGGAUGAUCGCUAAAUAUUUAGUAGUAUCAACAGUUUCUAGGACCCUGCCAUGAAGUUUGUACUGAAAUUUGAAAGGUGUACGUCUGCAUGUUACCUGUAUAAUGUUGCACUUGCUUGGAUUAAAUUCCAUAUGCGAGUCGGAUUCCCAUUUUUCCAAGCUGUGAAGGUCAUCUUGUAAUUGCGAGCAAUUGCUCUCAGUUUUUAUUGUAAGGUAAAUGACAGUGUCAUCGGCAAAAAGAUGGACCCUUGACUCAACACAGCAUGGGAGAUCGUUCAUAAAGAUAAGAAAUAUUAACGGCCUCAGCACUGAUCCUUGGGGUACACCUGAUGUUACCGGAACUGAAUGCGAAUGCUCUCCUUCUAGAACUACACUUUGUCUUCUUUUCUCAAGAAAACUUUUCAACCACUGCAAUGAAAUGUCAUCAAAGCCACACUUAAACAAUUUGUAUAGCAAGCCGUUGUGUGGAACCUUGUCAAAUGCCUUGCUAAAGGUAUUCAUGUUAGCCAUGAAUGGCUAUGGUCCACAGGGGAACAACCUUGUUUUGGGGAACUGAUUUUCCCAAAGUGAAGUUGCCUGGUGAAAUCUUCCAUGGAUACAUCAUCAAAAGGAAGGGGGAAAACAAAAGAGAGGAGAAUUUUCCAAAGUGUUUCAAGGUUUUUGUCUGAGAUUGUAGCUUAGACUGUAGUGAGUAUAAAUAUCUAGAGGGAAUAAUGUUGGUUUUGGGAGGAAUUUGAAGAUAAUGAAGAUUAAAGAAUUAAAAAUUCACUUUUGAUUAUGAUAUGUUUUAGAUGUAUGGCCGUUUUACGACCACACAGCUUCAAAAAUAUGCCCAGGAACAGGGUGCAAGAUUGCGGAGAGAGCAACAACAGAAGGAACAACAACAAGCUGAGGAUGAGUUUAGAAAUUAUGAUGAUUCUUGCCUUUCAAAUUUUAAAAGUGAGUAUAUUAAAUUUGUGCUAUAUAUAUAUCUACGCAGAAAGUGAAGUAAGACUAAUCUUCAGUCUUAUUUCAUCAGCCUUCCUUUAUGACAGAGAGGGGUUAGUUACUCUUAAGAAAAAUUUGGGUGAUAAGCAGGGAUGGUGUCAAGGCUGUGCUCGAAGAAAAAUUGUAGGGAGCCCCUUGGCCUGAACCUGAAAAAUCCAGGGUGCAUGCUCAGCAUAUGAUUUCUAUGCAAAAAUGGAGAUUUCCUAGUCUCCCAUGAGGAAAAGUUAGCUACCACAGGCCACCAGGUGCUACUAGAGUACAGUCCUGGGUGAACUUAGUUGGUUGUCCAGCCAUCACACUAUUGCUCACCGAUUUAAGUAAUUUUUUUUCAAACACAAUAUGCACAAUAUUUUUGUUCCGAUAUCCAGACACCAACCACUGUCAGGGUUUUGCAUGUGUAGUGAUUUCUCUUGUUCUCUCUUGGAAUAUUAGUGAGUUAAAGAACUACAAUCUUGGACUGAAUAAAAUGGAACAGUAAAUCCCCCAUCCCCCUACCCCCAAAUCAAAGAUGUAGCCAUGCAAAGCCAAAACACACCAUUUUCCCACCCUUGAUUUGGGGGCAUGGGGGACCACACUGGCUUUAUUUUUUUCCAAAAUGGGGCCCAUCAGCCAGGGGCCUUCAUGGUGAUAAUAUUUUAGUUUGAUGAAGUGAAGGCAUUCAGUUAAGUUAUGUUGUGGUAGCAUUUGAUGGGUCAAUGUUGCCUGAGCAUGCUCAAAUUUUUUUUACGACUGAAAUCAGCUGUACCGUUUGCUUCUCCAGCAAAAAUUAAGCAAGUAUUCCUUAUACUCAGUAAUAUUUUUAUUAGGUACCUAAAUGUAUUUUUGUAUUAUUUUCCUAGUAAUGCUUGUUUGCCCUUAAAUUCAUUGUUUUAGGGUGUAUAGAAUGGCUACGUCCGUGCUGGAGUCGACUGGGUAGCGACUGGGUUUUUCUUUUAAUUCUUGGGAUAAUCAUGGCACUGAUUAGUUUUGUAUUAGACUUGGCAAUUGAAAAAUGUCAAACAGGUGAGUAAAAAUACUAUCAUGUAAAACACAGCUCAGAGAUAUUGUAGUUCAGAAAUUUGUGCCCAGUGCAUUUUGCUCAUCACAACUCUAUUAUUCCAUGGACUGCAAUUGAUAGUAUAGACUAGGUUAAAUUGGAGUUGAUUGGUAGAAGCAGAGCUCUAUAAAAACGUAAAGGUAUUUGUUCACAGUCUUGAAUGUUGUAAUAAUCAAGGCUGUGCUCUAAGGAAAAUUGAGGGGAGCCCAAUGCUCUGAAAUUGUACAAUCCAGAGUGCCCAGCAUAUGAUUUGUAGGAAAAAACUGGGAUUUUCUAGUCGCCCGAGGUCAAAAGUUAGGCACCAGGGGCCACCUGGCUCUGCUAGAGCACAGCCCUGAAUAAUUAUUGUAAAAUAAAAGAAAAAGAAAAAAUAAUACUGUUGUUUAAUCUACAACCUUAAAUUAAUAAAUUAUUUUAACACCAAGAAACAAAAUAGUACCAUGUGGAAGUACAUGUAAUAAAGGUGGGCCAGAGGUUUCAUUUCAUGGGUUACAUCGUAGGAAUUCAAAACAAUUAAAAAGUUAGAGCUACAUAACAUACAUGUAACUUAAAAAUUGACUUUGGGAGUGACAGUGUUGAAUUGGAGCAACAUGACUUUUAGCCCAGUCAAGUACUAGCUACAUGUAGGAUGAUGAAAAAAUGUAGUNGAAAAAAUAAUACUGUUGUUUAAUCUACAACCUUAAAUUAAUAAAUUAUUUUAACACCAAGAAACAAAAUAGUACCAUGUGGAAGUACAUGUAAUAAAGGUGGGCCAGAGGUUUCAUUUCAUGGGUUACAUUAUAGGAAUUCAAAACAAUUAAAAAGUUAGAGCUACAUAACAUACAUGUAACUUAAAAAUUGACUUUGGGAGUGACAGUGUUGAAUUGGAGCAACAUGAUUUUUAGCCCAGUCAAGUAUUAGCCACAUGUAGGAUGAUGAAAAAAUGUAGUUAAUCAGUUGGCCUAUUAUUUAACUUUCAGCGCACAUUUGGCUUUACAAUGUAUCAAGCAACACUUUUGUACAGUAUAUUGUGUGGACUUGCUUUCCGCUGACUCUUAUCACCCUCUCUGUUGGCUUCACGUAUCUAGUUUCACCUCAUGCUAUUGGUACGUUUUUCGUAAUACAAUGUAUAAAUUUAUACUACAGUCGACUAUUAAGGUGGCUCACACUGACUUCAAAGAUUUUUAGGUGUGACCUCAACAUUCAUGGAUCAAUACAUUGUUAUAGUAGAAAUUAAAUACCACCUUUUUAUAUUAAACCAACAAAGAUGGUAUUAAAGAUACCAUAGUUACCAUAAGUUACCUUAGCAACAUUACAACCCCUUAAAAAUACUCAGUUGAACUCGGAAAAUGUGAGUCACUGAACCCCCAUUUUUCAGCUUAUCAAAAUGUAUUUUUCUUUAUAUAAUGGUUAAAAUUUUUGUCAAGCCAAAAAGAAAUAUUAGAAAUUUACUAUUUUUGAUUCAAAGUCUUUUUCUUUUGUUUCAGGGUCAGGCAUACCUGAGAUGAAAGUCAUUUUAAGGGGAACGGUGCUAAAACGCUAUUUGUCAUUAAGAACAUUGAUUGCUAAAGUGGUAAGUUUAAUAGGCUACAAUGCUUUUAGAUUUUUGAGAUCUGUUUAUAGAAAAAAUAUCAAAUCUGUACUUGAGCAAACCCAACAUUGAUAUGAUUGCACUCCUUUUAACUAUGUCGGAGAUGAAUGAAUGUAUGAUUUACAUGUAAAUUCUGCAAUAUGUUGUUGGUUCUCUUCUUUGCUCCGAGAGGUUUUUCUCCGGGAGAGGUUUUUCUCCAGGUACUCCGAUUUUCCCCUCUCCUGAAAAACCAACAUUUCCAAAUCCCCAUUCGACAAGGAAUCAGGUAGACAAAGAACCACUUUGUGGAUGUGCUACCACCUCAAAAUCAUUAUUUAUUUUAUUUAUUUAUUUAUAUAAUAAUGCUGAGUUAGAAGAUGCCUGCAUUGGGCAAACGACAGUUACAUGAGUAAAAUCAAUAUGUACUGCUCUUGUUUGCAGGAGUCACAGUAGGGGAAGUCUUGUGAAUACUUAGUUGCUUAUAAAUAAUAAUGUUUCAUCCACUGAGUAGAAUGCUUAUUUAAUUAAACCUUAACUAAUUGAAGCAAUAAAAUGUGCAGACAAGCACCAUAUUUGAAUUGUUUGUACACAGAUUGGUCUUCUAACUGCAUUAGGAAGCAGUAUUCCAAUUGGAAAAGAGGUGAGUUUUGUGAUUCUGUAGCUGCUUGCUACACUGUACAUAUUACGUGACUGUUAUGUUGAUGCUCAGUUUUGUCCUUGGUUUAAUUUAAUAUGUUAUAUUUUUUUUGGUUAUGGAUAUGGAUGAUAAUGAGAUUGAAACAAAGGAAAUAAAAAGUUAAACCAAGGAUUACAUUAAAUUAAAGCAAAACAUAUAUUUUUUGGUACAACUCUACUUCCUUUUGUCUUUUUUUUUGUUUAUUUAUAUGCAUAAUUAAUAGCAUUUUUUAAUAAAUAAUUUUAUUAAGUUUGACUGUAACUACUUCCCACAGGGACCUUUUGUUCAUAUUGCAAGCAUGGUAGCUCGAUCCAUGGGAAAGUUCGUGGCAUCAUUUAAAGGAAUUUACACAGUAAGAUGAAAUGUUUCUUUUUAUUUGUCGCACUUUGUUUUUAACAAAAGCUUAAAGCUUUUUCUGUCAACAUUGGUGUACUGAUUGCUCGACAGGAAGUUAAGUCCACAAUGUUUUCUUCAAGGAAUUCCAAGAAAAUUAACAGUUCAAAACUUAAGGUGUUUAAGAAUAUCACAACAACUCUUAAUGAACAUUCACAAGUACUAGCUCUAUUACUAAUCUGUUAUUUUGUAUGAUCAUGAAAUUUGUAGAAUGAGUCCAGAAAUACAGAAAUGUUAGCAGCGGCUUGUGCAGUAGGCGUAUCAAGUUGUUUUGGAUCUCCCAUUGGAGGUAUGUAUAUGUUACAGGUCAAAAUUAAAUUCAGGGUAAAACUUUUUUACCUAGGUUGAUUCUCAAUUUCCUUUGUUUCCUGGCCCUGAUUACUCAUGAAUUAGGGCUAUGAGACAAAGGAAAUUGGGAAUCGACCUAGGUUAAAAAAAAAUUUACCUGAAUUUAAUUUUGACCUGCAACAUAUGGAUGAGCAACAUCGAUGAUCAUACAUUGAUGAUCAUGUAGGGGCAAUAAGGUGGCGUAGUGAAAAUUAAAGAUGGCAACACAGUAAUGAAGUGAAAAACUGAUAUUUAAACAUACAAAAAAACGUGAAAAAAAAAGUUUGGACACGUUCUAUCUUAUCGGUAACAGUUCCCGUGAACGUUUUCCAAACUGCAAUAUUUACAGUUAAUAUCAUUCUCACUGUAGUAUUAAUUGGUGCACCUUGUAUUGUGGUCCCCACUGAAAUGUUAACAGUGCAGUUUUGUAAAAAUGGCAGUUAUUUGCAUUUUGCAAGAAUCAAAUUUUCUGUAGGUACUUUUUUAAAAAAUCUUUGCUUUGUUGUGGCUGUUUUACCAGUAAAACCAUUUUGGAAGAAACAAUAAACAAACAAAUAUGAUUAUUGAACAUGUAGGCCAUUAGGGUAAUUAUUCAAUAUCAUAAUCCCACAACUUAUCACUAAUUUUGUUAUCCUAUAGGGGUGUUGUUCAGUAUUGAGGUAACUGCAACAUAUUUUGCGGUGCGGAAUUACUGGCGAGGAUUCUUUGCUGCUGUCUGUGGAGCACUCAUGUUUCGUCUUCUAGCCGUGUUUGAUAAAGAAGAAGGUGCUUUUAUUAAUAACCACUGAGUUUAAAAUUUGUUUUGAAGUUCCUUCUAUUUUAUUCAUUUUUCCCUCCUCAACCUAAUGUGUUUUUAAGAUUACACUAGAGCUUUAGUUGAAGCACUGAUAAAGCGGACAAUAUUAUUGUCAAGUCUGCAAGUCUAUUAUGUCCUGAAACAAGAGUAGAAAAAUUCAGUUAAAAACCCUUCAUUAAGCAUAUUGAAGUGCAUAAUCAAUUUGAACACCUCAACUGUCCACCACUGAGUUCAGCAGUGCAUCCCCAACUCAAAAACACACAUUUAGUCAUUAACUGUUUGCUUGUUGGGUGCAAUUCCAAAUGCAAGGCCCAUACCAUCAGCAACUUUUGUUACAGUUACUGUAGAAAAUGGUUAUAAUAGGUAACUGUCAAAUUACUUAAUGUCUAAACAAAUUGUGUUCUUUUCGCAGAAACGGUUACUGCUCUUUUCAAGACAAAUUUUAGAUUAGACUUUCCCUUUGAUGUGGAAGAGUUUUUGGCUUUUGCAUUAAUCGGGUAAGUAAGUCUAAUACCGUAAAAUUCCGAAAAUAAGCCCCUGGGCUUAUAUUUUUCAAAGGCCCUUUUUGAUGGGCUUAUUUUUGGAGGGGCUUAUAUUCGGAGGGGCUUAUCUACGGAGGGAAAUUUGCGUUUCAAAAUCGAUUGAGCUAGCCUUAUAGUUGGAAGUAAAUUUACUAUUUUUGCUUUGUUUUACUUUAUAUUUGAGGGCAAUUUUCCAAGUACAAGCCCCCGGGGGGCUUAUAUUUGGAGGGGUGAUUUAACGGAGGGUUUUUUGUGUUACCGGACUGGGGGCCUAUAUCUGGAGGGGCUUAUACAUGGAGGGGCUUAUUUUGGGAAUUUACAGUAUCUCCACUGUUCCAUUGCAAACACUAUCCUGUACCCUCUGUAAGCCCUGCUCCCUCUCUUUGGUCCUCUGAAAUACACCAUUUCAAUAUCAUUCUUCUCACAAUUUUCUCAGAAUUCUAUAAACCUUUAUGUUGUAGGUAUGGAUUAUUUGUGGAAAUAAAAUUUGCUUAUUAGUAAUUUCUUACUCUCAGAAGCAAACAAUGCAAGGUCAAAAUAAUAUUAUGCUAUGUCAGUUGUUAGUAUACUCACAUCUUUAUCUAAGUAACUUGUGUCUAGUCUUAUGUGGUAAUCAUUUUAUGUAUGAAUUUAAAUUAUUUUGACAUAUUUCUUUGUUUUUAGAUUGUUUUGUGGUUUUGGAGGAGCUUUGUUUGUGUUUACACAUAGAAAACUUGUUGAUAUGCAGAGAACACACAAACACACCAAGCUGGCAAAGUUUCUCACAAAGAAGUAAGUUACAGACAUGGCAACCUCAGCUGGAGAACUGAAUUCUGGAGACUUUAUCUUGCACUGUCCUGCCCUCCCUUCCCAUCCUCAGCCCACCCCACCCCCAGUAGCAACACAGAAAUAGUUAAUGACAGUGUUGAAAGGACCCACAAUUAUUCUGCCAGAAACUGCUACAAUUAUUAUUUUAACUUGCGAUUAAUGCUGAAGUUUGGGGCAAAAGUACAGAAAAGUUCAAAAGCCUCUUAUUUGGGAAAUAUUAAAAUAAUUAUGACUCUUGUGGGAGAGUGAGAUUUUUACCAUCUAUUUCAGAGACGUCUGGAUAAUCCAGGGGUCAGUUGUGUAAAACCCAUUGUUGGACGCAACCUAUGAUGUCUGGCAGGGUGCAAAGAAAGUCAGUUUUACAGCUUGCCAUUCAGGCAAGCUGUAGUUAGCGUGUACUAGCCCAAAAGUUAUUUUAACUGACCCAAUGGUGAGGGUUGAUAACAGUUCUUUUGUGAUUAGAAUUCAUUAAAAAAUUUCAUUUGCCAGGCAGGCAAGUUGAGAACAUAAUUCACUAGCCCAAUAGUAAAAUCCAUUAGCCCCAGGCUAUCAGACACCACUUUCUUUGCAGGCUGUCUUGCAUUGAAUUAAGGAGUUUGAAUGGGCUGAACAAUUCAAAUAUGCAAUUUUAGUCCCAGGAGAGUCCACCAAAAAGUUAUACAUGUGUUUGCCUUCCUUGAUUAGCCCUAACAGUCUCAACGGUCUUUCUUUUUUUCCAUUAUAUUCUAUAAUAAUUGGUGACAAUAACGGUAUAUUUGGUAUCAUAACUAGGUGUUUUGUUUCUUUUUAUGACAGCCGUUUUGUGUAUCCAGCUGUGGUGAUUUUCAUUAUUGCUACUGUAACGUUUCCAAAGGGACUUGGGCAAUUCAUGGCAGGAGAGGUGGGUCUUCAUUCCAUGGUUAUCACUAAUAUUAACUAAACAAAGUGUUGUAUGUAGGAAGAAGGAUUACCAGAGUUGGUUAGUGCAUGGCCUUCUGUGCUGGAGGUCCCAAUUGCGACUCCCAGAUGUGAUCUCCAAUCCUUCUUUUGACUUCUUUCCUUUCUAUGUAGCCUUAACCCUUUAAGUCCCAAUAGUGAUCAAGAUCAAUUUUCUCCUAACAAUAUCCAUACAUUGUUAACAGAUAAGUUAUGAGAAUUAAUAAAAUGAUCACCAGAGUAAAAGUGGCUUAAUCUUUUAUCAAAUUUUCUCAACUCAUUCUUUAAGGAAAUGUAUGGAGAUCAAUUUGGAGAAUUUGUAUGUGGAUACUGGGGUUUGAAGGGUUAAGUAGCUGCAAAUAUCCAUAAAAUAGAGCACUGAUGGACAGUAGGUAGCUCACAAUCGGCCUCAGGUUUGUUAGUGAGAUGACUAUUUCAAGCUGCUGAUGUAAAAUAAGGACUCCCCACUGUACCUUUUUUAAAAUGACAACAUCCGCUUGUCUUACUAUUGAUUUUUAUACUAAAUAGUGUAAAAUGUCUUUCGUCAUCAGUUAACGUCACAGCAAGCAAUAGAUGAGCUGUUUAUGAACAUCACCUGGUCUGAAGCACAAAACUCUGAAGAUCAAGCAAGUUUAAAUGUUCUAGAACACUGGGAUGGAGCCAAUACUAAUAUCUAUGUCACCUUGGUUAUAUUUAUUGUCCUCAAGGUACUUGAUGGAAACAUUUAUGGUCCCAGUUGUUCAACAAUGGAUAGCGCUGUUGGUCCGCUGGAUAAAUUACUAUCCAGUGGAUAAGUAUUUACUUGAUAGAGAUAAAUCCAGUGGAUUGAACAACUGGGGCCAUUCUUGGUUUUUGUAGUCUAAUUUCUAGGCUUUUAGAUAAUAUGUGAUCUUUAAAGUAAAAAAUUUAUCCAACAUUAUUUUAUGUUCUUGUCUUCCAUCAAUCAUAAUAUUUUGAGAAACAAAACAAAUGGAUAAAAUUCUCCAAAGGUUUUUUGCUCUCUGUAAAUCCUCUAAGCAAGCCUCCAGGAAAACAAAGGUUUUCUUCAGUGUUUUCAAAAGGUCCAUAGCUUUAAAUUACUUUUAGAUUUAGAUUUAUUUUGUUUGUUUCAUUUCUUUGCAAUAUUUAUGCAAUAUUUAUUUGUGAUUAACAGAGAUUUUUUUGUAUUGACAAUUACAACCAACUUCAAAAAUGAAAUUUCCAACGUACAAUAACUUUUCACGUCAUCAAACCCAAUGCAACACUAAGACAUCACUACGACAGACAUUGUAUAGUGGUUAAAAAACAAACAGUUUAUAAUGACCGCAGUAUCUGUUGCUUUACCCAUUCCUGCUGGUGUCUUCUUCCCCGUCUUUUUAAUUGGUAAGGAAUUAUUUUUCAUGAUUUAUUAUUUUAAUAGGUUUUACCCGUGCAGGAAUGCAGAGAUGAAUCUGAGAUCUACAACUACCAACAGAUUCAACUCUCAAAUAACAAACUAAUGGAAUCUUACGGGUAGGCUUGGCCUGGCUUGACUGUGAAUGCAAGCAUCAAUCAUUUGAGUUAUUGCUGUUUUUGUAGGAGCAGCAUUUGGUCGUCUUGUGGGGGAAGCCAUGGCAACGUGGUUUCCUGAUGGUGUUAACUCUGGAGAUGCUAUCACACCCAUUGUUCCUGGGGGAUACGCUGUUGUUGGUAAGGACAUAUGAUAGAACUAAGUUUUCUGAUGUAGCUGUACUGUUUCUUUCAAGCCUACUCCGCAAGUUUAAAGAAUUAAUAUUUUUGUUGGAAAUACAGUCAAACCUCCUAUAAGCGAUCACCCAAAAUGGGAAGAAUUAAUGGUUGCUUAUGGAAGGUGAUUGCUUAUGAGGAUCAAACCAAAGGGGGUGUCUUCCAAGUAGAGGUUUGGACUCAUCUACUCUAGCGAAGAUGAUUUAAUGCAUGCAAUUUCUAAGUUACAAUGCAUGUAUGUGUAGUUCUAUGUUGUCACUAAGAGUUCUUUGCAUAUACCUUGGGUGCAUUCCUUUGGGAUGACCCAUCUCAUGAUCAGUGAUCUGAGAUCACUCAGAUCACAUGCAUCAAAGAAAGUGAUGAAUUCUCUCAGGGCAACUAUUUAUUUAUUGGUUCCUUUGAUGCACCAUGAUCUAAAUAUCCUGGAUCCCCGAGGAUUCCAGAGGCCCUGCUAGGGGAGGGGGUCGCAUGUUGCCCAUCUGAAUUUGAAAACGUCUCGUGUGGGUGUUUAUAAAUGCUUGUUGCUUAUUGCCGACGUUGCCGUCACUGUCGCAAUUUGGCCGAGGGAGGUUGUCUGUUGUCGCUAUUUCAUUUAACGCGCUGUCGCUACUUUUUGGGCCAUGUCGCUUGUCGGAAUUUACCCUGGCAAGGCCUCAUUCCACCCCUAAACUUUUAGUCAUUUCUUUCAAUUUCCAGGAAAGCAGCUGAUCAUAGUUAUAUGUGCCUACUGUUUUUGUUUUGUGGUACACAGGAGCUGCGGCCAUGUCAGCAGCUGUUACACACACCAUUUCUACAUCUGUUAUUGUGUUUGAGCUCACUGGACAAAUCACUCACAUUCUACCUGUUAUGGUAUGUUCUAUGCAAUCCUUAACAUGUACAGUGCUUGGGUGACUAGUCAGAAUAAAGGUGCAAGUAUCUUUUCACUUCUGAUAAAAUACUAGAUUUAUCAUCUUCCAGUGUGUCUGGUACAUGCUUGUCAAUCAUGGAGAGAAUUUGAUAGUAGAUCAGGAGACACAUGGCAUGGGCCUUAUUCCAUCCAUCCCUUCACAGUUUAAAUUAAUAUCAUAAUCUUCUAUUUUGUUCAUUUGGAUUGGAACUGUGCAUUAUAUUAUGGCCAGUCUCACAACUGCAUCCUCAGCUGUAUUGAAGAAUGCAAAAUGAUUGCAUGCUUGAAUUAAUCUGAUUAAUGUCUUUUUCUGUUGUAGAUUGCUGUUUUGAUUGCAAAUGCCAUUGCACAGUGGCUGCAGCCAUCAUUUUACGAUAGCAUUAUUCAAAUCAAGAGGCUGCCAUAUCUUCCUGAUGUUACAAAAACUCAGUAAGCAACAAACACAGAGUUUCUUUGGACUCCACUCAUAUCUGCUGUGCUCUAAGGAAAACUGAAGGGAGCCCAGUGCUCUGAAGUUGUCCAGCAUAGGAUUUGUAUGGAAAGACUAAGACUCUUGUUGCCCAAGAGCAAAGGUUGAGUGCAAGGGGCUACCAGGCUCUGCUAUCCCUGACAUCAUUGAAAACACCUUUGAAUGAUGUAGCUGAAACCUUUAAACUUUUGGACAAAAUCCUGUGCUAUGACCAUAAAUGAAUUCACUUUAUUAGUACCUGUACUUUUCAAUGGUUUCUCCCUAUUCUAGAAAAUGAGAAAUAUAUUUUUUUUGUUACCUCUUGGGAGAAAAAAAUUUCUGAUUGGUUUGUUGUAUGACUUUCAGGGUUUAUAAUUUACUUGUUGCUGAUAUAAUGAAGACCAAACUUUUCUACAUCUCAUACACCUCCAAGUAUGCUGACCUUAAAGCACUCCUGGAACAUUCAGAUCUACGUUCAUAUCCACUGGUAGAUUCUGAAGGUAACUAAGUAAAUAUGCCAGUUUCUUUUUAUGUGGAAACUUGUUGAAAAACUCUUAUUUGGGCACAUACUCUCUUUCCCAAUGCACCCCAAUUCUCCCCCGCCCCCCACAACCCAAAGGGUAUUCUAUGAAUUUUUGGGUGGGAAUAUGCCACUGGGACCCCAGAGCCCUAAAUUUUGCUACUAGGGAACUCCCCUCUUUUUUUUUGAGUGGGAAUGCAUGCUUUCCUUAGUCUAGAAUAAAAUUGUCAACAAACUGAUCAGUUUCCUGGAAAUUGAUACCUUUAUUCUAGACUUAAACUAUUUGAUUUGUGUACCCCAUCCCAUACUUAACUGCUUGAAAACCAUACCCUUCACAGCAUUAUUUCCUUAAAUAUGUACUAUAUAGCCUAUAUAUGGUAGUACCUAGUGGGUAUCCAGACCUUCAGAUAAGGUGGGGGCCGGUCAUCCAGACCCUGAGAUAAGGGUCCCGGUCUCCAAAAAAAAAAAUUUUUUUGGCCCUUCGGGCCUCAUUUUGGUCAAAAAAUAAGGAGGGGGGGGCCACCCCCCCCCCCGGGCCCUUCCCUGGAUCCGCCACUGGUAUCACUCCCCCCAGGAGACUCUUUUAUUGCUCAUCAAUCCAUUUUGAACAAAGGGCUGAUACUGCACCUCUCCACUAAGAUGAUUACAAGUGUACCAUGAAUUUGCUCAAAAUAAACUUACUGUAAGUCAUUAUUAUGUGAGAAGGGAAACAGCCUUAGAGGCGUCUGUGGGGAGAAUAAAGUAACAGCUAUGUGUAGAGUAGGAAGUGGUGUUGUUUUACAUGCUAAUAAUAAUAAUGUUGUUGUUGAAAUUUUUAGAUUCCAUGAUUCUCCUUGGCUCUAUUCAACGACCUCAACUUCAGUCACUGCUCAAUCAACACAUGCAAAAAGCAUUUCAAACCAGCAGCCAGGCAGAGAGUGAGAGUGCUGUGUGCUCUCGUCCAGAGACACCGGACUCACUUCCUGAGUAAGUAAACCUAUCUGCGGAGACUCAGGUGCAGUCAGUCUUGGGUGUUAAAGACAAUGGAAGAUAUCAGCACAAAAACCAGGCUUUGCUUUAUAAAUCCCAACUUGGACAUACAAAACUUUUGCCAGAGGGUUUACAGCAAGAAUCAGUGAAGAAACCAAGCUUCAAUAAUUUUUUAAAUCCUAACAUGGGCUUAUAAAUUGAAAUUUGUGCUACAGGGUACAGUACAAACAUCAGAGCAAACAACAAGGCUUUGCUUAAACCCCAGCUUGGACGCACAAUAAGAAUAUGUACGAGAAGGUUCACAUUUAGGGUCCCAUGCCUGUGAAAACAUGGCAAACUCUUGGAGAUGUAAUACCUGUGGCAAAGGCUUUCAUACGCAUGGAACCCAAAUUUAACCCUUUAAACCCUAAGAUCAAAAUUUGAAUUCUCAUUUGUUGCCCCUAUACGUUUGCUAUAAAGGUUGUAGUGAGAAGUUGUUAAAGUAUCAACUCAUUGAUCUCGUGUGAUCAUGUCCUUAAAUCUCAUCACCAAUCUGUUUUAUAAAGCAUUGAUAUCACAAGGAGAAUUUUGAUACGGAUCACUCUUUGGGCUUAAAGGGUUAAAGCGGCCAUGCAAACACAAGCAAUCUAAUCUAGUGGUUUCCUGUGACACUGCUAGACUGUUCAGUAGUCUUUGUCCUUUUGCGCUUGACUGUUGAUUUAUUGGUACUGAUUACUGAAGAUACAUUUUGAAAACUUAAGAGGUUGAGCUUCAAAUGACUUUGCAUGGAUUGAAGUGGACACUCUUUUACUGGUCAGUGUAAAACCCGGCCUGCAGAUUAUCGUUUUCACCAUGCGAAUGAGUUCGUGACAACAAUAGUGCCAUUGUUUUCUAACCCUAUAAACAAUUAAUAGUCUGCAGCCAGUCUGCAGUCUGCAUUUUACACUGCCCGCCUUUUAAUGCUAAUCUUCAGAAACUUAUCUUUACAUCAUUUGAAGGUAUAGUGUGACAUAUUUUGAGUGACAUACGUUUCUUUCAGGGACCACAGCAGUGAUGGCCAUGUCUCUCCUACAACGGUCGAAGUGUCAGCUCAAGUAUCACAAAAAGUAUGUUUUGUUACAAAACAAUAACUGCCGGACAGAUCAGAUCAUCCAUUUGUUUACUUGUUUGUUCAUUGAAUCACAAAAUAAAACAGUCACUUGUGGAAUCCAACAAUUAAUUUUAUAAUUUUUAUAUUUAUUUUUUACUUUGAUAGUCAAGGUCUUGGAGAAUAAGUAUUUUAAUAACUAGUUUACAAUUGGCAAGUUUACAAGUAAUUUAGUUAGUUUUUAAUGUUUCAAAGAAAUAUUCUUUAACACUAGGGGAGGAAAUUCUUGAAAGUUGCACAAAACUUCCAGAACCCAUUUGAAUCUCUUCAUCAGUGAUGUUUGCUGUUAUUCGCAGCAAACCUCCGAAAAUGUCAUUGAUGAAGGGGUUCAGAUGAGUUCUGAAAGCUUUGCGUAACUUUCAAGAAUAUGUUGGUGUAGAAGAAUAAUUAUUUUUCUGCAAUUAUAAUGUCCCAACACUCACUGUGGAAUCUCAAUUCGGUCACUUUUUAAUGUUUUUGUUUUACUCUGCAGGUCACAAGCCCAAGACCUUCCACUGGAAAGUCUCUGUUAGACAAAAUAACAGGUAGCCUUAAAUGCUUGUGUUCUUUGUUCAAACCUUGCAAACUGCAAAAUUGAAAUUCCCCGAGCAAUGCUUGAUACCGUCAGAAAUUCAUUUUCUUUUUGAUGACUUGUAGUUUUUUUUGUUCAUUUUUUAGUUCCUGCCAGACUUCAUAAGCUGUUUGGUAGUGGGUCAGCUCUUAAUGAUGCUGAGGUUGGUUUGUUCUUCCUUUUCUGUUUUGAAUUAUUUGUGACACUUUGUUCCAAAUAAAAGUUGCUCUAGGUUGCUAUCUUGUGCUAAAUUACACCAGCUAUCAUAAUGGUUACCAACGAGAAUGCCAUUUGUAUAUUUUACUAAUUCAAGUACAAAGCAAAGUUAUCACUUCCAGCAUUUUGGACUAUGCUGUUACAAUAUUAAUUUUUUAUCUUUUAUCUAUUUCUAAAAUGAGCCAAAAGAAUCAUAACUCAGGGUUGUCAUUAAGAGGUGGGGGCUGGGGAUUUCCCCUGGCUACUAAGAAUGUGGCCCCCGGCUACUUUCAUAGGAAAAUAGACGAAAAAUAGAACCAAAAGAAAUCCCUAGCUGUUUGAUUCCCUGCCUACUUGUUGUAUUUACCCGGCAACUUGAAAUCUUAGUGACAGCCCUGCAUAACAUAAUUCAGUCUGAGUACAAAUCAUGCAGAUCAACUCUUAUACUUCUCUUGUGUUUUCAAACUUUCUGGUCAUUCUUCACAGCUCAGUUACCAUAACUACUCGUUAAAUGAAAGAAUUUUGUUUUCUUUCUUGUAGAGAAUAGCUGAAGCAAGUGAUAAAGAUGGUCCUAAUGGAGAACAGGUAAGCUCAUUAUCACCUUGUUCUUCUGAAACUGAUCUAUUAUUCAUAACAAGGAAGUAAAUAUGGACUGUUAGCAAAUGCUGAUGGUUUGUUUUGAGCGCACAAUCCAUCAACUGCUCUUAAUGGUCUGUAACAGUGCAUCAGUGUUGGACUUGACUGAGAAUUCUUGACAAUUUGAAAAGCUAUAGCUGGCAUUUGAUUCUUAAUGUUUCAGACGUUGACAUAAAAAUGUCAUCAGCUGUGUUGUGUUUCCUCAACCCACUCCUUUCCAUCUGUAUAUCAGAAGAAACACCCAAAACUGUCAAACAUCUAACCCUUUAAACCCUAAGAUCAAAAUUUGAAUUCUCAUUUGUUGCCCUUAUUCAUUUCCUACAGAAGUAGUGGGGAGAAAUUGAUAAAAUAUCAAGCAAAUUCAUCUUGUGUGAUCAUGUCCGUAGUUCUCAUGUCCACUCUGUUUUACAAGCAUUGAUAUUACAAGGAGAAAUUUGAUGCUGAUCACUCUUAGGGCUUAAAGGGUUAAUAAGCUCCAAUAAAAGACUACAUAUCCAGAAAGAUGUUGUUGUUAAAUUUCUGGGUGUCAACGACAAUGGUUUAUCAUUGCCGUGAUGACCAUUCAAUAGUCUACCAGCGUUCUUUGUUUUUAUCACAGCAAAUUCAAUGGGAAAGAGAACUCCUACAGAGGACAAUAGACUACAGUAAUUGUCAAAUAGAUCCAGCUCCAUUCCAGCUGGUGGAGAGAACAUCUCUUCUUAAGGUAUAUCCUUUUUAUACCAUUAUUUUCAACACCUUAGCAUAUGGACAAAUAACAGUAGAUUAUGUUGUAAUAGUAUAUCAUAUAAUAAUAUAGCCCCUAACCCAUUAUAGUGUAUUGUGUAGCCAAUUAUAGACCCCAUGUUAGUUACUUUUGAGGCAAUAAUAUUGUAAUUUACUCCUAAGCCACUUUCUCUUUAUGCACUUACCCUAUAAAGCCCAGUUGGUCAGGCAUCCUAAAAUGAGUUCACACAUUUUUUUUUUCAAAUUUCUAGACACAAAAAAUUUUCUCAACCCCCAAAUCCCAAAAAUGUGUAACCCCAUUCUAGUAACUCUUAUGAAAAUGUAACCCCGUUUCAGUCGUGCAAUCCAGUCGUGAAUAUGCAAUCCCAUCCAGCGGCACAUUAGCCUCUAACUAGGAGUAAACCCCUCCCCCCGGGAUGGGAAGACACUUUGUACUGGUAUUGUAUUUUGGGGAUGUUUUAACCUGAGUUACCAGUCAGAUCGCUUCUUACUAGAGAUUUCUGCUAAUAUCAGCUGCCCAUUAGAAGUUUCGUCAUUUUAGGUUAUUAAUGUUGAAAUUUAUCAGCCAGUUGCAGAAUUGCAGGUAGCCAUUCUCCCUCUCCAUCCUCCACCAAUACAUAGGAGUUUUUUUGCAUCUACAAUGGUCUCAGCAGCAAAGGCAUCACACAAAAUUAAUAGUGAAAUCACUCUGCCUUAAACUUUUUCGCUCUCAUUCCAUCUUGUUCAUUUUUAAUUCUUCAAAUGUUGGCAAAUUUUUCUGAAGUUGAACUCUAACAGACUGUAAGUUCAGAAAAAGAAAUAUUAAAAUAAUCGUUUUCUCAUUGUCAUGUCCUUCAUAUAAUGGGAAAUUACGAAGUCAAAUGUCCUGGUCAUGCAGUGAUGGCAAAGAGAUGUAAAAAAAUGUGUGAUGCAUUUGCAGAGUUGUUGUUUUGUUGUUAUCUGAACCUACAUGUAUGACUCUUUGGUCUUUCUUAUUGCCUUCACUAUAGUCUUUGUUAAAGCUCCUUGAUAUUGUACUGUUUACAUCUACAAGUGAAUGUUAGACUUUGGUUUUAAUUUUAUUCGAUGGUGUCUUGUAGGUUCACAAGCUUUUUGCACUUCUUAACCUUUCGCAUGCUUAUGUGACUACUCUGGGUCGACUGGUGGGCGUUGUAGCUCUUAAAGAGGUAAGUAGAGAUCACCCUGACAGUAGAGCAAUAAUAUUUCGUAUGACCUUGAAAAAUGGUUUUGGUAAGUGUUCGUUAUUUGUCUUAUCAGCCAAUGGAUGAAAAGAUCAAACCAUGGUCUCUUCAUUUUCCCACCAAAGAAAACCCAAACUUGAAGAAGGCAUUGUUCGAUUGGCCAAUCGUGUUGCAGUAUGACGUCAAAGCGAAGUAUUGAUUGAAUUCUGGAAGGUUCUUAGCUGAGUAUUUGCUUAACCAAACAAAAGCCAUGCGUCUUUGUAUCUGUUCGAUAUACCAAUAAAAUCGCUCUAUUUUUGUUUGUUUGUUGUUUCUGUUUUGUUUGCGCAUUUUCAUUUAAAGGUUGUACAAAAAUUGCUCUAUCAGGAUCAUAACAUAAACCUAUUGGCUGCUCUGUGCUUCCUCAAACUACGUAAAGAUACCAAAGUCCUUGUAAAUAUUUGUUUAAAAAUAUAUUACUAAUUAACACAGAAUUUUUAAACUUUCACUUUGAAUUUUUUUCAAGAGUUAUUGAACAUUAGAAACCCUUAUGAAGUUAUCAAUAUACAUUUUCAUCUUUUUUUGGACACCUUAGUUUGGAUGAAAAAUAAACAUCUAUGCACUUUUCACUGUGUGGAUUUCAGAUAAAACACUCCUUUUUCUUUUUGAAGUGUAAAGUCUCACUUGUUUUCAUUGCAGGUUCGCCAGGCAAUCGAAGGUGAGAGGUUUAUGGAUAAAACAAAUGUUGAUGCUGUGGAGGAGAUGGGUAGCGGAAGCUUUAUAUCAACACAGGAUCAUGAUGUUAUGCUUCAGCCAUACAAUAACGAGCCCCACCCCACUAUAGAAGUCUCUGAUCCUCAUUUGUAA
Porites evermanni is the source of this 19080-nucleotide messenger RNA. The record is from the annotation of a GenBank genome assembly. Lineage: Eukaryota; Metazoa; Cnidaria; Anthozoa; Scleractinia; Poritidae.